CUACCACCUCUUUACAAUGUUACUCUAACAUCAUCCAUCAGAGGAAUCAAGUCAACGGAGCUGAAAGACGGCGAGUUCUUUAUCCACGRCACAGUUAUUAGCGACAGUAUGGUAAACGGAAUCGUUAUAUCUUCUAACAACGCGUCAUUAAACAUUAACAACAGCGUCGUGUUCAACACCACAAAUGGAGAUGGGAUCGAGUACUCGAGAAUAAGAAAAUCAUCGGUGGAUUUAUAAGAUGUUCAUCCAAGUAAUGCGUCUUUUCCUCUUUACCUUACCGUAUCUUCAAAAUGGUGGGAAACUGAAGAUACCAUCAAGGUCUUCAAAACGUCUACCGGCCAUACUCUUGCCCUUCACUUUCAAUUCUUAAAGGGCCAAGGAUACUAUAUUGAGGCACGUGACGGUGACAAUAUUAAUUCCACACUUCUAACACGGGUGACACAAAGUGAUAGUGGACGAGCUGUAAAGCCUUCUUUCACGACAGGAAACGUGCUUUGGAUAAGGUAUCGUCAAACAUAUCAGUAUGAAGCUGCGGCAGAGCUCCUUAUUACUGAAAGUUCAGAUAAAAGUUCAUUGACUAUUACUAACUCAAAAUUCAUUGGUAAUAAUGGUUUUGGCAUGGCUUUGAAGGAUAUCCCCAAUCAAAUAUACAUAGAGAACACAGAUUUUUCUCUUAACACCAAAGACGGAAUGAUGGCCAAAAACCAAACUGGGAAGGUUUCAUGUUCUAGACUACGUUUCAGCAAAAAUGGUGGAAAUGGCGUUGCCUUCUACCAUUCGAGUAUUUCUAUUUGCAAUUUAUCCGACAUCAAGGCUUUUAAUAAUCAAGAGAAAGGAAUGCUAUUGCAAAUAUCUUGGAUGAACUGCAGCAUUAGUCAUGCCCGUCUAGUGCUGAAUAAUCAUCAAGGGCUGCUAUCAAACAAAGUUUCAGGGGCUUUAGACCUUGCGUUUUGUAGCAUAUCAGAAAAUCAGCUAAGUGGAGUCGAGAUAUACGAGGGCAUGGCUUCUGUAAGCAUUUACUCUUCGUAUAUACUACAGAAUUCGAAUCAUGGGCUUAAGCUAAGGAACGAAGGUGGCGAACACCGAAUUAUCGAUUCCUUCAUUGAGAAAAACAGACAACAUGGCAUCUGCAUGCACGAAUUCCAGUCCUCGAGCAGCAACCCUGUUCCUCAAUUGACCGGAAUAAAUAUACAAGGAACUAAGGUUUCCGAUAAUUUGUACCACGGAGUAUAUCUUUCUCCUGCUUGUCAGCAUAUCGAGAGCUCAACGGAAAAUGUGUCCAUCGUAAUAGAAGAGAGUAGCAUCAGUAACAAUUCACGCGGAGGCUUGCGCUUUAAACAAGAAAGCUGCAGCCGUGGUUCACGUUACAAGCAGGUAUCACUCAUGAUGUCACACAAUGAGUUUCGAGAGAACAAGAACCAAGCACUCUACGCUUCAUGUAUUUCACUUUAUAGACUUAAAGCCGAAAUACGGAACAACUCUUUUUAUAACAAUUCURGCCAAAUAAUUGUUAUUACCGAUCAAACCUCUUAUGAAUGCAAGCCGAAAAGUGUCAGCAAUCCUGUCGAAGUCAGCAUAAGUCAGAACCAGUUUUUUGGCAAUCGUGGUUCAAAUCUUGUKUACAUAGAUUUMAUGGGGUUYCCUUUGAUUCGAAAGGCCAGCGUCGAUAAUAAUACCUUUCAAAACAACAGCGUGAAGUUUUUGUUUCCAAACUUGUACCAAAGUUCUACCGACAGAGCUUUGGUUGUUUUUUAAGGAGGGAACUUUUACAUUCCACAACAAUUCAUUGGACGCAAAUGACUGUCGUUAUUUGUUGUCUACAUUGUACGUCAAUCAUAGCAGUGUUGUUGAUGCCAGAUUUAAUUGGUGGGACACGAAAGACGAAUGUGAGAUAAAAGACAAAAUAUCUGAUUUUUACGAUCGUAUUCAACUUGCUAAAGUCAGAUACUUUCCUUACUUCCGUUCCUCAAGAAUCAUUGACCUGGAAAUUGAACGUCUACCGCACAUAAGGUGUUUUCUUCAAGACAACACUAUAGGCGGUGCCUUGGAUGGAGAGCUAUCUUUGCCUCGUAGCCAAAUGCCAUAUAAGGUGCGGGAUGACAUUGUUAUCUUGGAGAAUGGCAGUCUUCGGAUACCCAGUAACACGACUUUAAUGUUUCCUGCUCGUUCUGGUAUGUUGGUACAAGGUGAACUCCAUGUCAUGGGCAAGAACCAAGAAAAGGUCAACUUUAUAAAGAACAUAAUACAAGAAAAUAUACGUCUUUCUGGUGGACAAGGACCUUGGGAAGGUGUACUAGAAUUCUACACUAACAACACUUGGAUCCCAGUAUGCGACAACAUGCUUCCACUGGAAGUAAAGGUCGUUUGCCGGCAUCUCGGUUUUAUAGAACGUUUUACUAGUUAUAGGUACAUAUCCCCAAAACCAACAGACCAAUUCGUUUUUGGCAUCAAAUGUCUCGACCCCGACAAAGAUGACAUUAUUCAGUGUAGCAAUAAAAACUGGACCUUUGGGAAGAACUGUUACAGAGUUCCACUUAUGUACUGUCUCAGGGACUACUGGGCCGGCGUUCAUCUUGCGAUUAGCAAUAAAAAAAGUGACCUUCAUCAUCUGAACAUUUACGAUGCUGGAUUCAAUUACAGAAGUGACAUUAGUCUUCCAGGUUAUGCCUUAAGAAUCGACUUCGAUCAUCAUAACUUGAGUAACAUCAACAUCAAUUCUUCUUCGGGCAUCGGCGUCCAAGUCUUAUUUCCAAGUCCAUUCUUGAAGAAGUCCUUCAUGCCAAAUUCUAAGAUUUCUCACACUGCAUCCACUGGCAUUAUGCUUGGAUCACCAUACUUAAAGCUCACGGACGUGGAGGUGGAAUCGACUGGGGCAGCAGGUUUUCAAUUACAGAGCCAGUGGGACGCUUCUACUACUCAUGCGAUUCAAACCAUGAAUCCAAGUGUAAAGAAAAUCGCUAUUUGUUCUCAAAAUAUCACUUACUUGAAAGAAGACGACAUUGUGUACCUCUACUCAAAUUUACCCUACGAAUCAGAUGUAACAUGCCAACAUCUAUUUGUAACAGAGCGAGGCCGUAGACUUGGAAUCCAAGUCCUUUAUUCGCAGCUACACUACAGCCACCUCCAUGUCUUUGAUGGAAACAAUAUCACGGGCAGAGAUGGAUGGAAGAUAGAAACAUUUAAUAUUAAAGAUCGAAAAGUGUUCAACUCUUCAAAUAACGAAACCCUUCUGAAAAUCGAAAAGUACUAUUACAGCACAGUAUCGUUCCACUUGCUCCUUUUUYCUAUUGAAGAUGAAAAGCCAUUUGAAAGCUUCAUUGAGAUCGAAAAUUCGAAUUUCAACUUGAUAAGAGGCAUGAAUAUUGAAGGCAACGUCAUCAGUCACCUCAAAAUCAUAAAUUGCAGUAUGUCCAACUCAAGCUACUAUCUCAAAAUUUAUGCAAAAGAAAUAACCACGGGAACAAUGCAAUCCAUCACACUGGAGACCAACUGGUACGGCAUCUACCUGACAUACACCUCGGGAAACUUUGGCAUUUAUGAUUCACGUAUCACAAGCAAUACCGACGGACUUUAUUUACAUUCUUAUUCAGCCUAUGACAAUAAAAUGGUUUUCAAUUUGUUCAACUGCAGCAUUACUCAUAAUUAUCGUGGAUUCUUUAUCUACGGUGAAUUUUCAAGAACAAUUAUUGCUGUGCAAAACAGCACUUUUGCGUUUAACAGAGCGUCUGCGAUAUCUUCCGAAAUCUAUCACGCACAACAAAAUGUGUCCUUCAUUUUUAAAUGGAAUUCAUUUAAACAAAACCAUGGCUCGACCAUGUCGAUAUAUCUUUGCCGUUCAAUUGUCACAGAGUGUAGUAUAAAUAUAACCGAAAACAGUUUUGAAAAUAACGUUGGAUAUGUCAUACACGCUAGAUCUUGUAGGUAUUGGAAUCGGAAUGAUAAUAAUAUGGUUCUUAUGAAAAGAAACRUAUUCAGUGCUAAUCAGUGUAGGAGAGGAGCGGUUAUAUCUAUCUACGAACAGAUGUACAGUCUGGAAGCUUCGCAUAAUGUUUUUCAAUUUAACCAAGGCGUUAUCUUGAUGUACCACCUUUACCAUUCUGGGCCAUUAAAAAUGUUUUUCAACAUUUUUAAAARCAAUAACUGUACUGGGAGAUCAAUAAUAGAAAUUCAAAGAAUCGAAUCUUACACUGAACUUGUUUUGAAUGAAAACAUUUUCGAAAGAAAUACUGGUGUGGCGGUUCUAUCGACGGGUACAAGCGGUUAUUGCAGUAGUUCGUUACAACUAAGAGGAAAUGCAUUCAGAUACAAUCUGUGCAUUGAGAAGUCCGUGUUGUCUAUCAGUAACCAAAGGAAUGCUUUUGAAGCAUCAGGAAACGAUUUUCAUUCUAACUUGGGGUCGACUUUAGUAUUCGAAGGAGCAUCCAUUAUGGCUAACCUUCUCUUUGCUGAUAAUUCCAUAGAAAACAAUACUUGUAUCUCAAGAGAGAUGGUUUCCAUCUUCAGAAUGGAAGGAAACAUUGAUGUAAGCAACAACACAUUUCAYCGCAACAAAGCCAUUGGUAUAAUGUCGGUACAGUCAUUGCAUAACGUUGAAUUCCAGCAAAGUAACAAAUCAUUUUCAAUCAUUAAUAACACGUUUAAAGAAAACCAAGUUGCUGCUGACGCCCYUUCACGUGUAUACUUCAGAARCAACUGUGCCCUGAAAUUACGUGGCCUUCUUUAUUACAAGAUAACUGAAUUUUUCCAUAACAAAUUGACAAAUCCCUCCUUUGAAAWGGAAUUUUGUCUCCACAUUCAAGCUCUUUCRCAAAAGGAUAUUUUCAAUGCCAGCCAUAACUGGUGGGGAACUGUAGACAAUUACCAUUUAAGGCAAAGAAUUUUCGACUUUGAUGAUAACCACGACUACGCGAUUGCUUCGACUUCACCUUUYCUAACAAGUUACAAUGAUAACAAAACAGUUAUGAUUGGCAAUAAAGUAAGAGCUCUAAGGGGAAACAAACUUGGGGGUCGUGUAGAUGAGUCACUUUAUCUCACAGAGGAAGCAGGCCCUUAUAAAGUUACUUCGGACUUAACUAUUCUUCCUGGUGUGGUCCUCACAAUAGAACCAAAUGUGUCGUUAAGAUUUUCUCCAGGUGUUAGUCUACUUGUUAUAGGAACACUUAUUGCUCGUGGAACAAAGGAAAGGAAAAUCAAAUUCACUCUAGACAACCCAAAAGGAAGUCAAAGUGUUCGCUUGAAAGAUGGACAUUUUCCUUGGGAAGGUCGUUUAGAGGUGUACCACGAAAACAAAUGGAUGCCUGUGUGCUGUCCAGACAGUACGUGGAAUCUCGCAAAUACAAAAGUAAUCUGCAGAGAGCUUGGAUACUUGCCGCAUCAGGAUGCACAUUAUACUAAGUUUGAUUUUGGACCAAGUAAGCCGUGGCCGUUCAAGAUACACUGUCAUGGCAACGAGACAUCAUUGAGCAAGUGCGAAGCAAAGGACCAUUCUUAUGCUUCUAAUACGUCAAAAUUUGUCGGAUUGAACUGUAAAGGCCAGCCAUGGGGAAAUAUAAGGUUUGUUGAAUCAAAUGAAAAUGGUACUGUCAAGGAGAGCUCCGUACUGGAACAUGUUGAAAUAAGUUACUGUGGCCGGCACUUCAAUUCCAAUGCAUCUGCGAUUGAAAGCGUUAUACGAAACCCCAAAAUAAACUUUGUCACUAUUCAAAACUGUGCUUUUCAAGGCGUCAGUUAUUUUUUAGCAGGGAACAAURUCAAUGYUACCAAAUGUGAWCUGAAGCAUCUYCAAGGAAAYGGUUUUAACGUCAUUCAAUCCAGCUUUGAYGUUACUAUAAAAGACAGCACUAUYGAAAACACUGUUAAUGGGGUUGUUMUGGAWUCUCCUCAACAACAUAAUAUCCCUUUASUUCAAUACGGAAGAACAUCGAUUUGUGAUCCCAGCAUAAAAACGUUUGACGUGAAAAAUAAARGCAUUGUAUUCUUCGAGYUGAACGACAUCGACACUGAGAAAUUAUCUACAAUACCAUAUGUAUAUUGCCAAAAAGAUUUCAGAGCUGAAACAGAAGGAAAGGGAGUUCGCAUACGACUUCUUUUUCACCAAGGUUUACSAACAAUAAAUAUYUAUGACAAAAGGAGGACGCAUACAUUUCAAUACAAUUAUCCGGAAUAUUUACUGAAAACCAUCUUGCACAAGGAUCUUAUUUUUCCUGAGAUAGGAAAUAUUCAAAUGAAAGGUAACCUCAAAUCAAGAGUCAUGUUUGAAGUGGACGUUGUGGAUAUUCACUCUUCAGAUAUACCUUGCAAUUUSCAAUACGGAAUGUGUGGUUGGCAGUCGUUUAGUAACAUGACUAUCAACGGUAUCAACAUGACAAAAACAUGGGAAGCAAAACAAGAAUACUAUACUUACAAUGGAUACUACAACUAUCCGCAACGUGAUAACUCUUUUAACUCUGACCAGGGUUAUGUCGUAGGAAUUGGCCAGCGCCAAUGGGGUUAUCACUYGCCAGGCAAUGCAUCACUUGUCAGCCCUCUACUAACCUCUCAAUCACAGUUUUGCAAAUUGGUUUUUUAUUAUAAAUUUCGAAGAAGUGGAAGAUCKUCUUUUAACGUAUUUCUACAAAAAGGAAACGAUAUCUUUGACAGCUCUUCAGAGCUUAUUUUCUUGUGGACGCCAAAGACGACCGAAGUUCUUCAAUGGACAAAAGCUGUACUUGAACUACCCAAGGACUACUUGGAGUAUCGAAUAAUCUUUAUUGGAUCAUACACAGCAGCUACUAAUAGAUACACCAGAAAUUUUUUCAUUCUUGAUGAUAUUCAGAUUCAAAAMUGUGCAACUGGAAAAGAUGAAUUGGAGAAUAACGUUAUCCGAAACAGUGACAUACAUGGCGUGAUGUACAAGUCAUCUUCAAGGAAUCACUUAUCUAUGAAAAGAAAUGCAUUUAUCGAGAAUGGGAAUUCAAAGACUGCAAAACAUYCCGUCUAUUCGGGUGUUGUGUUUGCAGAGAUAAAGGACAAAGAUUUUCUUUUUACAAACAAUCAUGUCGCUGGUAACGCUAUCGGUGGUUUACGYGUGCAGACAGAAAACAGUGAAGGUAAUUUYWUCGAAGGAMGAAAAUUAAAGAAAAGUUGGGUUUAUGGAAACACGUUUGUACAGAACGGUAAGGAAGCCUUAUAUCUCGUGUCCAACAAAGGGACUCCUCAUGUAGUGUACAUCAAGGAAAAUUCCUUUUCCAGUAAUUAUGGMAAAGGCUYUGYUUWUAACAGCAARAACAGUGUUGUYAAAAUUAAGGACGUACCCACAAAAAUAGAAGAUAACUUCUUUUUCAACAAUUCUGGCCUUUUGAUCAUGGAGUACGAAUUCUUGAACGACAAAUAUGAAGGACAGCACUGUAUAAACAAUACAUUUUUCUURAACACUGGMACUGCAUCAGAAUAUGRUGCAACUAUCCGGACYAAUGGACCAAUUCAGUAUCAUGGUAAUAGCCUGAAGAAUCCCCACAACCUUUAUGAGAUUGAUACAACUAUUUCUGCCGUCACGGAUCCCGUAAAUGCUACAAUGAAUUGGUUUGGAUUUGGCACAAUACCAACUGUUAAACCAAGACUACGUGACCACGGCAACRACAACCGUUUACCAAAGAUUCUUUUUGAGCCAUUUGUUAAGAUACAACCAAGAAAUAUCCUCUCUCUGGGGUGUCCUCCUGACUGGAUGAACAUGGGUCCAGCUUGUUAUGUCUUUCGUGCUGGAGUCCAGUCCUUCCAGGAUGCAGACAAAUAUUGUAAGUAUUACGGAGGACAUAUACUUGUAUCGAGCUCUCCAGGUGASAAAGAAUUGUUAAUCAAAAUCAUGGCUAUGAUUAAACCUGGCACUUAUGACCAGCCGCCACCGAUACCAUUAUGGAUUAUUAGCAAUGACAUUMAGGAAAAGGACGACCGAUGUCAAGUUUUGAGUCACGAAGGAAAUAUUACGGAGGUGUCUUGCAAGAGCCAUUACUCUUUUGCUUGUAGCAGAAGCGAAGUGAUUCGUUGUCCAAAUGGGUGCUUAUAUAAUGGUGAUUGCAUCGGAUCCACGUGCUUUUGCUAUCGAGGAUGGACAGGACAAGACUGUUCCAAGCCCUCCUGUCGAGACGUUCAUAACUGUUCUGGCGUCGGUGAAUGCGUGGGACCCAACGUUUGCAAGUGCAAGUGGUCAUUCCGAGGACGUGCAUGUACUUACUCGUAUUGCUCAAAAUUCAAAAAUUGUUCAACUUGCGUCACUGAUCCUUACUGUGGUUGGUGUGAUAAAAUGCGACAGUGUAUCCCAGGUGACUAUUCCAGCCCCUAUAAGAAGUCUUGCUCAGACUGGUUCUACUAUCACUGCUACACAGUAGGUUCUGAAAGCCAUUGUUCCGACAACAUUGGGCAAGUCGAUUGUCAGCAUAAACAGUGUAACUUUGRAAGACCUUCAUCUAACAUGGAAACAUGYGCAAAAUGUAGAGAUCUUGAGAAAUGUUACAACAUCGAGGAAGCCGGGAAGUGUCGUGCAUGGAAUGUCAGCCGCUGUCCACAUGGAAUGCUGCAGGUCGACUACUCAGACAAAAGCAGGGUCAACAAUACSCAGCUGCGCAGUAAUGUCAAGGUUAUUGACCCAAAUAGGCAUACAAUAUACRGUUGUCCAGUACUCUUACCUGGUAAAGACGAGGUUACUUCAGUCUUCGUUGUGCCAAAGGAACUGGGUAUUGAGGUUGGUCACGUGAUGACGAGUACACAGGCUGGUGGAAUAAUGCAUAAAGUGAAUGAGACAAAUCAAAUAGGUCCGUACACGCUUGUUUCUCGUGAGGAGGCGGAAUUAGAAGAUGUUAUAGAAUAUGCKGAUUUCGAGGAAAAGGUUCAACCUGAGCCAAUCACAGAUGAAGUGACAGAAGAGGAAGAACCAAACAAAGAGCAAAUCGAUGGGAUGUUUAAUGGAAGUAUCCUCUUAAAUAACACAGCUAUGCAUCUGAUACAGGGMAAAUAUAUCUACAAGUGCGUUGGCCAUUUAUACCAGAUCGGAUCAAAAUCUGUCGUGUCUCAUUACUUGGURAUGGAAGCAGCAAGCUCUAUCAAYGCAAGCCAAGGAGACGUGAUAGUAGCACGAGAAAGUCAUGGGUUUAUAGAAAGAGUUACCAAUAUUCGYAAGACGGAAAGUUUAACGUUCAUUCACACGAUGCUGGAACGAUGUGAUGGGAAAUCGACGUGGACCAAAAAUACUCGUCUUGUGGUUCUUGAGCCCCUAAGGCAUAUAAGAGCUGAUCUCAAGAGGGAGAAAGAAGCCUUUGCUCGUAUACAGGAUACAUUGGUACCAUAA
This is a messenger RNA of Actinia tenebrosa (Australian red waratah sea anemone), 9319 nucleotides long. RefSeq lists its product as uncharacterized. NCBI's taxonomy places the organism in Eukaryota, Metazoa, Cnidaria, Anthozoa, Actiniaria, Actiniidae. Gene Ontology annotation, biological process: homophilic cell-cell adhesion; cell-cell junction maintenance. Gene Ontology annotation, cellular component: plasma membrane. Gene Ontology annotation, molecular function: calcium ion binding. The record is from RefSeq and is a predicted model, not a curated record.